AAAAAUAUCUAAAAAUCCGUCCCAAACCAAAACUAUUGCCAACCCCAGCCCAGAUAGCAAAAUCUUCUGAAUUUUCUUGAUAUCCAAACACACACAUACAUAAACAAGUUGUUUAAUUUGAAAUUAACAGCUUCUUUUGAAUUAGUCCCAAAAAUAAUUGUUUUUAUUUGAUGGCUUCCUUAGCCAUUGUUGAUAGCUUAAAUUCAAUUUCACCAUUAUUAAGCUGCUCCCCAAAAACCCUUAACUCUCAGUUUGUCCAUUCCAAUUCCUUUCUAAAGCUGAAGAACCCAACUUUUCUACCUAAAUUGAAACCCAUUUCCCGCAAUUCUCGGGUCUUCGCCGUGCAGUCUAAUAAUUUCGUCAAAGUUGCGCAAACGGCAUGGAAGGUUGGGAAGGAUGGUAUUGAUGCAGGAAUGAACUUGGUGCCUAAUUCUGUACCAAGACCAAUUGCUAGGCUUGCAGUAACAGUUGUUGCACUAUCCGUUUCGCUCUUUGUACUGAAGUCAGUUCUAUCUACAGCUUUCUUUGCUCUGGCCACAAUGGGAUUUGUAUAUUUCGUUUUUAUUGCCUUGAACAAAGAUCAAGGGCCAAGGGGCGGCGGCGGGGGUGGUGGAGGAAGCACAAAUUCUUCGGAAGAUCCUUUAGAAGAAGCAAGAAGAAUAAUGGAGAAGUACAAGUAAAAGCAGAAGGAGCAGUGAAUUUCUAUGAGUUAUCCGGUGUAGGAUAUGCACCAAGAAGGAACAGAAUAUAUUUGUAAGUAUGAAAUUAUUAUACAUACAGGAUUUCUGCCAUGUGCAGUUUCAAUUUUUAUACAGAAAUGACAGUAUCGUUUUCUCUC
Molecule: messenger RNA, 838 nt
Organism: Mercurialis annua (annual mercury)
Lineage: Eukaryota; Viridiplantae; Streptophyta; Magnoliopsida; Malpighiales; Euphorbiaceae
Exons: 4
Coding region: 171-680 (169 amino acids)
Source: RefSeq, a predicted model, not a curated record